AGAAAGCUUGUGUACACUUGCACCAUGUAAUAUACACUCAAUCCAUUAGAUGUCGACAUGGCACGAGCACGAUUGCGGUACUGUGUAACGCAAAAUGACCAUCAAUGCGCGUCGCCACUGGCUGGACGCCUUAUCAUCCGCCACUGCUGUCCUCCUCGCGCUCGCAGGAUUUAGGGCGGACGAAGCAGACGUUCGGUCCUGAAAUGAAUGCAUGAGCGCAACAUCUCUAAUCUCGGCGCGCGAUCGGAUCAGGCUUUGUCAAAUCUGCUCUUCAAAUAAUGCCAGACGACGGCCGCACUUGUUGCUGAUGGUAAGAUCGCGAAACGCUGGCAACUAUUGCACCACCUGCAUUGUGCGAAGUAGACAGUGGGGUCAUGGCGCUGCCGUCUAACGAUUACCACCACGAACUUUCCGAUUUAGACCCCGAGGAAGAAAAUCGAUCACAAAAUGAUCGCCUCGCCGUUCCUAGACGACCAUUCUUCCGCCAGCACACGGAUGUGUCAACGUCCUCGACAAGCCACCUUCUGCCUCAGCACCAUCAUGUCACGGACAGUUCCAGCUCGUCAACGGACAGGCCCCUUCCACCAAUCCCACAGCCUGCGUAUGACUACGGGCCGGCUGCCAAAGUUGAGCACAAUGAUUAUUCGAGGAUACCUCGGACUUACUGGAACUCGAUCUGGCUGCGACGAUGGACCUUGAUAGCGUUUGCGGCUCUCUUUGCUAUUCUCGCAGCGUGCAUGAUCGUCCUGUGGGCUGCGAACAGAGCCCAGGAUGGUUUUCGCCUUACCUUGUCCGAGAACCACUAUGCAUGGACUUACGGUCCCACUGCGCUGUUGGUGGUAAUUGUCAGUCUUUGGCGGCAGGUGGACUUCUUCUGCAAGACAAUGCAACCCUGGCAUGAACUCCGCCAUGGCUCAGCAAAAGCUCAGGACAACGUCCUCCUUGAUUAUGUCUCGCCGCCGAACUACAUGACAUUUCUUCGAGCUAUAAAGCGGAAUCAUACCGCCGUGGCAUCAUCAAUCGCUGUAUUCGCUCUGCUGAAGUUGAUCAUACUUCUCUCUACUGGUCUUCUAGUGCUUUCGCCCACGCUGAUCGACGGCCAAACGCCAAUCACUCUGACUACCAGAUUUGACCCCAAUGCUGUGCAGCUGACCACCGCUCAGGAUUUGGGACUUUACUAUGAUUCGCCUAUCUACCGCAAUUUGAGUGGCUUGCCGUUGCAAACAUAUGCUGGAAUGCUCGAAGGAAAUGUCUCCGAUCCGGUUGGAACUUUAGGCGUUCAAGCCUUUCAAUCUUUUGCACUUCCGUCAAAUACGCCGGCCAACAAUGUUACUGCCGUAGUCGAUGUAUUCAACCCCAGAGUGAGUUGUGAAGUCGCCAAGACUACGUUGUCCGCCGACAGCUUAUCAGUCCAACUGGAGUCAUCGACCUGUCCUCUCGGCCCGCCGCGACACCCCAUAAAUGCAGAUUGGAACGACUGUGGAGGAUGCGCGCCGCAGCGAAUAGAAUAUGAUUUUAUGAGAGUCAAUUGCUCAGGAAACGCACAUCAGAAUCUCUCGGCCAAGGUCAACCUGGAUGCAACCGUUUCCUUCGACCUUCGAUAUGCACUAGUCGUACAUAACGUGACAUACAAACCCAUCAAUUAUUCUGCGUCAGCUAGGACUGUGCAGAAAACUUCUGCAGUCAUAUGCAAGAUCGAUUACUCAAUCGACCGAAGCAAUGUUUCAUUUGACUACCCAACAAAUUCGUUCAUGAUCGGCAGCUCUCCACCAGGUGCGAGAUUGCAGAAUUUCACCGACCUAAUGCUGGGCGAGGUCAUCUUUGCAAGUAUUGAACAGGCGACGAAUCUCAAGCUGAACGUGUCAAAGCAACGGGAAGAUAACGACUUCCAGUUCAAGACUCCUCUUUAUUACGUGCUGGUUCGGACUUUGCAGGGACAGCAAUCGCUUGACCGGCUCUUGGUGCCGGAAACCUUGCAGCAAGCUAGUACUCAGGCUUUGAGUGGCAUAUCCGCACAAUUUUUCCAGCAGAGAUUUCUCCAGCCAGCAAAGAUCGAUUCGAUCGCGCGCAGAAGGUUUACAGAGGCCCGAUUACAUGUCACGGCGUCGUCAAUCUGGACCAUGCUCGCGGGCUUCCUCUUACUGAGUAUGCUGGCAUUGUACAUUGGAUUCAGCGUCAAAGGCGAUCUCGUUCCUCAGAAUCCCACCUUGAUAUCUAAUGCUGCUACGGUACUUGCUGCGAGCCCUUCGAUGCGCGAGCUUCUCCGUCAUGCAGGAAGUCUGCGGACAGGUCAGCUCACAAGACUCCUCGGUGGCUGCGAAUUUCGAUCUGUUGUUGGCGAGAGAUUCACUGUCGAGGGUGUCAAAUUCGCGCCACGAUCCAGCGACGAUGUUGAAGUCAAGAUAAAGAAACAUGCAUGGCAUCCAAUGGCCGGUCGUUGGUAUUUCAUCACAGCGACAUUUAUCAGUCCUAUCUUGAUGGUGAUUGCUCUCGAGAUUGUCUAUUUGAACUCACGAGACAACAGUGGCAUUGCCGAUGUGACCGGUACUGAGGAUCGCGCAUCAGCGAUAUCACAUUAUUUCUCGGCGCUAUUGAUGCUCCUCGUCGCAACAUGCUACAACAACCUCGACUUCACAAUCGCUACAUUCGCGCCAUACAGUAUGAUGCGCUCCGGCGCUGUGCCAGCUGAUCGCAGUGUUCGAUUUCAAGUGCUCGGCGAGCUUCCAUUUGUGGCUCUGUGGAAGUCGAUCUCACUGCGACACUCAGCUUCCGCUCUGUCCAAUCUUGCAGGAUUGGUGGGCAGCGUAUUGACCAUCGUGGUCUCUGGUCUCUGGGUCAUAGAUCGAAGCGUUAUCUCUGCGCAGCCAAUUCAAGCUUCGCUUGCCCACACUUGGAAUGUCAGCUGGUAUAACAGCUCGUCCGUCGGUGACGGGGGCGCGGCAUAUCUUCUGGAUCGAAUCGACCACGGCAGCGAUACCCUCCCCAACACGAUUUGGGACAAUUAUGUUCUGCCCAUAAUGAGCAACAUCACGACUGGCAAUAGCCCCAUGAUCAAUCUUGACGCUAGCCGGGGAUCGCAGAAUUUCACCUUUGAAGUCGACGCACUGCAGGCUGUGUUGGCAUGCGAAAUUGUAGCUGACGAGUAUAUCCGCAUCGACUUCAAGACAGAUUUGACCCACGGGGACUCUGUCCUCCUCGGAGCAUCGCCUCCAUUACCACCAGGCUGUCGCUUUGCCGGACCCAACGGCACCAAUAGCUCCUAUUACUUCGAAACCUAUACCAAUCUGCCGAAAAAUGUGACCAAUCCACAGUGGUCUGGUGCGUUUUAUGAUCUCCACCUUGGCCCAUACUAUUCCGGACCCAGUAUUGCAACACCCGGCUUUAGUGAAAGCGGACAUUCAAAUUCGUAUCAAAGGGAUAAUCCGGCUGGUUGUCCAUCAAUCGGAGUCAUUUACGGGAGAGGUGGGCGUGACAUGACACGAAGUGAUGUCACAGCCCUCAUGUGUUCGCAGAAAGUGCAGCAGUCCACACUCCGCAUCGGAUAUACAAAAGACGGGAGACCCGUGGUCGACAACACGGCUGCGCCUGUGGUGAUCUCAGGAUCUUCACGUUUCCUGACCAAUGGCACAGAUGGCAUCGAUACUUUCCCUUAUCGCCCGGAACAAUACCUUGCCGGCGACUUCAGCGAUCUUACGUAUAUCGGGGAACAUUUGUACCCAUUCGAUGAGUUCAUUGAUCAUGUGGUUCACGGUCCUAACGGAACAUCUCCUGCUGAUCUCGCGGGCGUAGCCAACCGAAACACAUUCAUUCAGGCCGUUGAGCGGUUUUAUGCGCGGUAUAUGAGUCUUGUGAUUGACGCCAAAUUCCGGCAGCCUUUGAGUGCCAGUAGCGGCGGCUUCUCAAGUACCACUCAAACCAAUUUGGUUCGCGGCACUGUUGCAACAAAAGGUUCCCGACUUCAGAUGGAUCGCACCUCGAAAAUAAUACUGCAGGUCCUGCUCGCCGCUAUGACAGUUUUUGGCCUCGUCGCCUUCCUACUCAUGGAUCUCCGCGGGACGCUCCCGAGAAAGCCUACGACGAUUGCCAGCGUCGUGGCAUUCUUGGCUGAUUCGGACUUUUGCAGUCCUCAGCGAGAUUUGCUCCCUACGCGAGCAGAAUGGCUUAGCGAAGGAGAAAUGGAUCGGUUGUUCCACGGCUGGUUAUUCAGCAUGGGCUGGUGGCCGGCGAAAAAGAAAGAAUCGGCCGCGCAACGCGAUUCCUCAGCUAGCCACUCGCAGAAAGCAAGUGCGGAUGGGAAGAGAUUUGGUGUGGAUGUUGGCAUUCCUGAGCAGUUAGGCUAUCGGGAGACGCGAUGGUGGAAAGUCCGAAGACGAGUCGGGCAGCCUUGGGCACGAAUAAGGAACGAUUCAUAA
This is a messenger RNA of Dissoconium aciculare CBS 342.82, 4412 nucleotides long. RefSeq lists its product as uncharacterized. NCBI's taxonomy places the organism in Eukaryota, Fungi, Ascomycota, Dothideomycetes, Mycosphaerellales, Dissoconiaceae. The coding region runs from base 375 to 4412 and encodes 1345 amino acids. The transcript has 2 exons. The record is from RefSeq and is a predicted model, not a curated record.